This is a messenger RNA of Vitis riparia (riverbank grape), 1917 nucleotides long. RefSeq names its product cyclin-dependent kinase D-3. The transcript is spliced from 8 exons. Gene Ontology annotation, molecular function: cyclin-dependent protein serine/threonine kinase activity; ATP binding; RNA polymerase II CTD heptapeptide repeat kinase activity. Gene Ontology annotation, cellular component: transcription factor TFIIH holo complex; cytoplasm; nucleus. Lineage: Eukaryota; Viridiplantae; Streptophyta; Magnoliopsida; Vitales; Vitaceae. The record is from RefSeq and is a predicted model, not a curated record. Bases 111 to 1379 code for a protein of 422 amino acids. Gene Ontology annotation, biological process: positive regulation of transcription by RNA polymerase II; protein phosphorylation.
AACUUUACCCAUACAUCCAUCCCUGGGAAUCUCACUCUAAUGCCUCGGAUUUUCUCGAGAAAAUGAAUUCUCAGGAAAAUUCUUAGACCAGAGUGUACCAGACAGCGACAAUGUCGGAGGUCCCAAAUGUUUUCAGUAAGAAAGUAGCCGAUCGCUACCUUAAGCGCGAAGUUCUCGGGGAAGGUACCUAUGGAGUCGUUUCCAAAGCCAUUGAUACAAAGACUGGACAGAUAGUUGCAAUUAAGAAAAUUAGGCUGGGGAAGCACAAAGAAGGCGUGAACUUUACAGCUCUUCGGGAAAUUAAACUGCUGAAAGAACUGAAGGAUCCCCAUAUAAUUGAGUUAAUUGAUGCAUUUCCUCACAAGGGGAACUUGCAUCUUGUGUUUGAAUUUAUGGAGACUGACCUUGAAGCAGUUAUUCGUGAUAGGAAUAUAGUCCUUUCGCUUGCUGACAUAAAGUCAUUCCUGCAGAUGACAUUAAAAGGACUUGCUUUUUGCCACAAGAAAUGGGUUUUGCAUAGGGAUAUGAAGCCGAAUAACUUGUUGAUAGGAGAUAAGGGACAGCUUAAACUUGCAGAUUUUGGAUUAGCACGUAUCUUUGGGAGCCCUGACCGCAAGUUUACUCAUCAGGUAUUUGCUCGAUGGUAUAGAGCACCUGAGCUGUUGUUUGGCUCCAAGCAAUAUGGUCCUGGGGUUGAUGUUUGGGCUGCAGCUUGUAUAUUUGCUGAACUUCUCCUCCGCCGACCUUUUCUACAGGGUUCUAGUGACAUUGAUCAAUUAGGAAAGAUAUUUGCGGCUUUUGGAACACCAAAGCCUGCUCAGUGGCCUGAUAUGGUAUACCUUCCCGAUUAUGUUGAAUACCAAUUUGUUCCUGCACCCCCUUUGCGUUCAUUGUUUCCAAUGGCCAGCGAUGAUGCUUUAGAUCUGCUAUCAAAGAUGUUCACAUACGAUCCAAAAGCUAGAAUUUCGGUGCAGCAGGCAUUAGAGCACAGGUACUUCACAUCUGGACCUCUGCCUACAGAACCAGCUAAGCUCCCAAGACCUCACCCUAAGAGAGAAUCUCUCAAUACUAGGGUUUCAGAUUUUAAUCAGCAGGAGGGUCCUACUGUGUUAUCUCCCCCAAGGAAGUCUAGGAGAGUGAUGCCACAACGUGAUGGAUUUGAAGAAAAUGCUCACCAAGUUGAGAAGAGUGAUGAACGUGUAAACGAUAUCAGACAGGCAACUGGUGAGAGAAUGAGCUGGAAUGAACAUGCACCGAUGUCAAUAGAUUUUUCUGUUUUCGGAUCAAGACCCCCACCUAGGCCUACUAUUAACAGUGCUGAUAAAUCACGCCUAAAAAGGAAAUUAGAUCUUGAAUUCCAACAACCUGAUCAGGACUGAUAUGUUAUACCUAUCUAUUCUAAAGUUUGACCAUUAUUGAAGGGAUGCAUUGCUGUUGGACAUGCAUUCAUGAGAUCUUGGUGGAGUGGAAGGUCAUCACCAUGUCAUCAGAUUGAAGUUAUGGUCCUUGAAAAAUUGUAAAAAGAAAAAUUCCUUUUUCACCAUCUCAGAGGAUUUGUUGCAUGCUAUUGCACAUGGAGUUCAAAAUUUUGAAGGCAUUUCUUUUUAUAAUCGAUGCUGGAGAAAAUAGUCCAUUCAUAGGUUUGGGAUAAUAAAAUUCUAACAUUUAUUUUAUAUGUUACUGAGUCUCUACCUGGUCUUUCCCUAAACGCACAGGCCCAAAAAUGUUGUAGGCGGACUGUAACUUUCCUGUUUUUGUCGAACAAACGUGAGGAUCCUAAGACAGAUUACCUUGAAAUGGUGUUUGUUUCUGUUCUAAAAGGUUGGUUUAUUGGAUGAUGGCUGUCAGACCUAUAUUGUCGUGUUUCAGACUAUGACAAAUGAAAUAAUUCUAUGCUUUGAUUGGUGUUUGGGAUUC